CUUUGUCGUCGUCCUUCUCGUUUCCGCUGUCUCCCUCCAUUUCUCACACAUCGGCUCUCCGUUCAAAGCUACACCGGACUCUCUCCGCUCCUCGAUGAGGGUCAUCCAAUCCAGGGUUAGAACCGAUAAUCAUCCAGAAGUAGCAGAGUCCCGUUCCGGUUCGAGACGAUGAGCGCCGUCAACAUCACAAACGUCGCCGUUUUGGACAACCCCUCCGCGUUCCUCAAACCCUUCCAGUUCGAGAUCUCCUACGAGUGCUUGACCCCCCUCAAAGACGAUUUGGAAUGGAAACUCAUUUAUGUGGGAUCUGCUGAGGAUGAAACUUAUGAUCAACUUCUUGAAAGCGUGCUUGUUGGGCCUGUCAACGUUGGCAACUACCGGUUUGUUCUUCAGGCAGACCCUCCAGACCCAUCGAAGAUCCGUGAUGAAGAUAUCAUUGGAGUGACAGUACUGCUAUUGACAUGUUCUUAUCUGGGACAAGAAUUUGUUCGAGUUGGUUACUAUGUGAAUAAUGAUUACGAUGAUGAGCAGCUAAGAGAGGAACCUCCACCAAGGGUGUUGAUUGAUAGGGUUCAAAGAAAUAUUUUGGCUGACAAGCCCAGGGUAACAAAGUUCCCAAUCAAUUUUCAUCCCGAGAACAAUGAGCAUGGUGAAGAACCCCCUCCUUUAGCUGAGCAUGCCAUUGAAACCAAUGAGAUUGGAGAAGAACCACUCCUUUCACCUGAUCAUCCGUCCAAUGGGCAGUGAAUCGAGUAGCUGCUGCAUAUAUAACAAUUGUGACAUUCCUACUACAAAUUUUGACAUGCUGAUAAUUUUGGGUGAAAUUGGUUUUCCAAGAUUUCAACAUCUCCAUCCAUGAUGUAUUGUUUUGAUUGAGAUCUGGUAUGAAGUGCCAGAUGGCUUGUGUUGUAACAUGAGUAAUUCUAGGGAUCAUUUUGUUAUACUCUUUUUAUCUUGCCAAAGUUGAAUGGCAAUUUAAAAGUCACGUCAACUUUGAAAAGAUGAAAGAUGGUCACUAUCAUUACUCGUAAUACCAUUAAUGCUUUUGGGGUUGUUAUGUAGUGGUACAAUGCAUCAGAGAUUUAUAGUGCCUUAAAAUUUUCAAUUC
This is a messenger RNA of Corylus avellana, 1108 nucleotides long. Its product is annotated as histone chaperone ASF1B. Gene Ontology annotation, biological process: DNA replication-dependent chromatin assembly. Gene Ontology annotation, molecular function: histone binding. The record is from RefSeq and is a predicted model, not a curated record. NCBI's taxonomy places the organism in Eukaryota, Viridiplantae, Streptophyta, Magnoliopsida, Fagales, Betulaceae. Gene Ontology annotation, cellular component: chromatin; nucleus.